Cyprinodon tularosa is the source of this 1611-nucleotide messenger RNA. RefSeq lists its product as uncharacterized. The coding region runs from base 1 to 1611 and encodes 536 amino acids. The record is from RefSeq and is a predicted model, not a curated record. The transcript has 2 exons. Gene Ontology annotation, molecular function: GTP binding. Lineage: Eukaryota; Metazoa; Chordata; Actinopteri; Cyprinodontiformes; Cyprinodontidae.
AUGCACUGUGGCUUGGAGUGCAAGCUUGUGAACUCAAAGAUCUCAACAGACUACGAGGACAUCAUAUCAGCAAGUGAACUUCUACAGUCAGGUCCUCCUGCUGUCUACCAGCUUAAAUCAGAGAAAGAACUUAUUGGAACUCUCAAGAGAAUGACAGUUGGGAAGAGAAAUCCAACUAAAGUAAAUAAAACAAUCUUACUUGUUGGUGAAACAGGAACAGGAAAAUCUACUUUGAUCAAUACUCUGGUAAAUCAUGCCAUAGGGGUGAAGUUUAGGGAUGAUGUAUGGUUUCAGAUUGUGGAAGAAGAAGACAGAAGUCAGGCAGAAAGUCAGACAUCAGAUGUGAUCGUGUACCAGAUCUUUGGUUUUGAGGGUAAAACUUUGCCUUUCUCUCUGACCAUCAUUGAUACUCCAGGAUAUGGAGACACCAGAGGGCUGGAAAAGGACGCCAUUGUCCGUCAAAGAUUGUUGGAUUUGUUUAGCUCUGAAGGUGGAGUUGAAGAAAUCAACAUGGUUGGUCUGGUAGUGAAGGCGAGUGUGAAUCGAGUCAGUUCUCGUUUGAGAUACAUCUUUGAUUCAGUGAUGUCUCUGUUUGCAAAAGACCUGGAAAACAGCAUUGUAGCUCUGAUGACUUUCUCAGAUGGGAGGUUACCAAGAGAUGCUCUACAGGCUCUUGAGGCAGCAGAUAUUAAAAUGGCCAAAAAUGAGAAAGGGCAACCUCUUCACUUCCUGUUCAAUAACUGUCAGGCAGAGACAAGAGAUGAAGAAGAAGAAGAUUCCAUAGAAUAUGCAUGGCGGCAAACAGCAAAAGGAUUGGAAAAGUUUGUCAACUUCCUGGAAAAAACUGGACCCAAAAAGCUGAAAACAACCAAAGAGGUUCUUAAUUCCCAAAUUCGCCUAACAGCCUCCAUCCACAACCUGCAAGAGCGAAUCAAAUCUGCUGAAAAGAUGAAGGAUGAGAUAGAAAAAACAAAGAUAAUGCUGGAAAGGUUCGAAAAAGAUCUGAUUGAUGACAAAAACUUUACAAUAGAGGUGAUAGAGAAUUACAAGAGCCUUGAGUCCUACAAUCCAGAAAGUUCAUGGUCAUGGCUUAUUUUGGGCUAUGAUGGAGUCACUCGUUGCGAAAUCUGUGAGGAAAACUGCCAUUAUCCAGGAUGCACUAUGGCUUGGGUUGCAAGCCACUGUGUGGUCAUGAGUAAUGGUCGCUGCAAUGUUUGUACACAAAGCUGUUCUGCAGAGAAACACGUUAAAGACACACAGAGGUAUGUCAACAAGACCAGAACAGUGAAGAAAACUUUAGAUGAUGUCAAGAAAAAAUAUACAGCAUCAGUGAGGGAUACAUCAAGCGUGCUUAGAGCCCUGGAUCAGAAGAUGGAGGAGGUGGAAAAAGAAAUAACACAAUGGCUAGAUGAAGCCUUCAGGCAUGUCCUGAAGAUAAAAGAGAAUGCGCUGAGCGUGAGAACAGUUUCCACUGAGGCUUACUUAGGUGUUCUCAUCAGAAGGAUGAAGCAGGAAGGGGAUGUUUCGAAAAUCAAAAUACUGGAAGAGAUGGCCGGUCAGGUCGAUGAAGGAACCAGCAAUUUGCUGAGGAGGAUCUUUAAUGAAGCAUAA